AUGCUACACCCCUUGUCAGAACUAUUCGAAUAUGUUGUGGAACAAGGCUAUUGUGAAGAGUUUCAUAUCAAGUUGAUAGUGUUAAACUACGUUUUCUUCUUUGUUGACCAUGUAGCAGUUGUGUUUUUACAUUUCAAGUUUUUCAUAUUUGCCUUCGAACGAUGGUACGCCAUUAACAAGAAAGGGAAAGCACCAGAAGAUGGUGUGUUCGCUAUUAAGCUUCUUGGGGGAUUGGUAAGGUUGUUUUUAACAAAAGUCUUCCAAAACAGUCUCUCCUGAAGCCUCAAAAGUAAAAAAAUUUGACGACAAGACUUUUUUAGUAGUCUCAUAUAUAUCCUUUUUUCAGGCCAUGUUCAUAUCACUAGAAGUGCUCUUCAAAACCAUCUUGUUUUGGAUGUUUGACACUGCAGAUUCAGUGCAUGUUCGAUUGAAAAAAGGCUUAACAGUGACUGGUUCAGCCGAAUUCGAAGGUGUUUGUUAUUUUAUCUUUGGGUUUUCACUAGUUGUUGGCGUUUUGGUAAGAUUUAGCUUUUAUUACAAGAUGCACAAUGCAUUCGCCGUAUUUUACAUAUUUUUUACAAGGAAAGUACUCUACCAGCCUCGCUCAGAAAUAGCUCGAAAGCUUCAAUAUCAUGCUACAACAAAAUAUUAAAACUACCUUUUUCAGCUCUACAAAUACACAAAUGGCUACAUUAGGAAGCUUCGAUUGAAAAGCGAAAGCUUGGCUGAGAGUUUUGAGCUGAGUCAGAGUAAUCGAAUCGCCAAUGUUCUAAAGCCAAUGAUAAUAUUGUACCUUGCAUUUGGAAUAGCAUGUGGGCCUACUUUGGUUUUGUGUUUCUUCAUGACUUUUUGUGAGAAUACCUCUUACUUGAAGAAUCUUUACUUGGCUGGUGUUAGGGUAGGUUUUAAAAACUUUUGUCGCUAUUCACAAUGUAAAUGUAUGCAAAAUUACGACAAGCCUUUUAUUUAAAUAAACCAACAACUUAAAGGAUAUAAAAUAAUCGUAUGUUAUCUUUGAAUUUUCAGGUAAACUAUUUCAACUUAUCAAUUUACACUCUUCUGUCGUUAGUUGUGGCAUUAUAUAAGUUUGGGUUGAUAACUAAGCGUGUCAUUCCAUCGAUGCCCAUGAUGAAGAUGAGAGAUGAGCAAGAUAAUCAUUUUGAUUACUUAACCAGCUCUUGGGAAGCUAGAAGAGCUAAAUUUUAA
Molecule: messenger RNA, 1206 nt
Organism: Bursaphelenchus okinawaensis
Lineage: Eukaryota; Metazoa; Nematoda; Chromadorea; Rhabditida; Aphelenchoididae
Source: the annotation of a GenBank genome assembly